AUGGCUGAGGCAGAAGAGAUGGGUAGCAGAGAAAGUAGAUGGAGUCUUCAUGGAAUGACAGCUCUUGUCACCGGCAGAACAAAAGGAAUAGGGUUCCAUGCUAUUGUGGAGGAACUUGCAGGCUUAGGGGCGACUGUACAUACAUGCUCUCAAAACGAGGCGAACCUGAAUGAAUGUUUAAGUGAGUGGAGAAAGAAGGGCUUCCAAGUCACGGGUUCAGUGUACGAUGCAUCUUCUCCAGCUGAACGAGAGAAGCUAAUAACCACUGUCUCCUCCAUCUUUAAUGGAAAACUCAACAUCCUUAUUAACAAUGUCAGGACAAACAUACUGAAACCGACCACAGAGUACACAGCUGAAGAUUUCUCGUUUAUCAUGGCCACGAAUUUUGAAUCUACUUAAUUACCAUUGGAGCCAACUUUCACAUCCUCUUCUAAAAGCUUCAUCAGCAGGAAGCAUUGUAUUUGUGUCUUCAA
Corylus avellana is the source of this 473-nucleotide messenger RNA. The record is from RefSeq and is a predicted model, not a curated record. Lineage: Eukaryota; Viridiplantae; Streptophyta; Magnoliopsida; Fagales; Betulaceae.